AAGCCAAAAAAGGAUGCUGUUUUGGAUAAGAAAAGAAAUGUUAUGUCAGCUUGAGAAAAGCACUCUGAUUAGACUACAUAAUGAAAUUAGAUGGAGUCAUGAGAAAGUGAAGCAUCAUGUUCAAUUAUUGUUUAUAGUCUUAGUCUUUCAACUCACAUAGGAUGAUUUAUUCUUUUCAUCAGGGACCUUUCUUAUAAUAAUUUCACUGGAGAUCUGCCAAGUUCAUUUGGUUCCUUGAUAAACCUUGAUAGAUUGUUCCUGCAGCAUAACAGAUUUACUGGAUCAGUCACAUACCUGGCUGAGCUUCCACUCAUUGAUUUGAACAUUCAAGAAAAUCUGUUUAGUGGCAUUCUCCCACAACAUUUUCAGUCCAUUCCAAACCUAUGGAUUGGAAGCAAUAUGUUCCAUGCAGCGGACGGCUCUCCUCCUUGGGGAUUUCCUUUGGACGAUGUACCACUUGAACACAAUAUCAGUCGCCCACCCACAACCCAGGCAAAUGCCAUCCAGAAUUUUGCUCCUCCUAAUGCAAGAAAACAGAAGAAGAAACGAAUUGGUCCUGGAGGAAUAGCUUUUAUGGUUGGUGGGGGAACAUUAUUGGUAACAGGAUUGGCUCUCUUCCUUGCGAUCCAUUUGAAUAAAAUUCACACAGAGAGACAAAAGAGCUUCGUCUUCGUAAGCAACCGCCAUAGUCCACUUCCUUCACAUCCAAUCAGUGCAGCCAAUGAAAUAACAAGAAGAAGCUUUUCUACGGCACAAGAUGAUAGCCUGCAAAUCCCACCUUUCAAUGCUGCAUCUCUUUUAGAUCCAAGGCGACUGCCUUCCCAGAACCAUAAAAGAAUGGUGGAAAAAACAAGAAGAAGUUUUUCUGAAAGAGACAAAUACACCAGAAGGACGAAGGUUUACACAGUAGCUGAGGUUCAGUUGGUUACUAACAAUUUCAGUGAAGACAACCUUCUGGGAGUAGGCUCUCUUGGCCCUGUUUACAGAGCUGAGUUACCAGAUAACAAGGUUUUGGCUGUGAAGACUAUCCAAAUGGCAGGUUUGUCUUUCACUGAAGAAGAAAAGUUCUUAGACGUGGUCUGUACCGCUUCCCGUCUGAAGCAUCCCAACAUUGUUGCACUUAAAGGUUACUGUUUGGAGCAUGGACAACAUCUUCUUGUCUAUGACUAUGUCAGAAAUUUAACUCUAGAUGAUGCUCUACACAGUGCAGCAUUCAAACCUUUAUCUUGGGGCCUUCGUCUACGAAUUGCUCUAGGUGUUGCACAAGCUAUAGACUAUCUGCACUCCACGUUCUCCCCUCCUGUCACUCAUGGCAACUUGAAGGCUGCCAAUAUUCUACUGAAUGAAAACCUGAUGGCUCGUGUUUCUGACUGUGGCUUGGCUAUUUUAAAACCACUGACCAACACUACAACCAAGAUUCGGGCUUCUGAGAUUGCUAUUAGAGAUUCUGGGUAUGAUUCACCUGAGCAUGGCCAACUGGGAGCUUGCUGCACAAAGAGCGACGUCUUUGCCUUUGGGGUGCUGCUUUUGGAGCUGUUGUCAGGAAGAAAACCUUUUGAAAGUUUUAUGAGAAAGGAAGAGCAGUAUCUAGCAAAAUGGGCUUCAACAAGGCUUCAUGAUAACGAGAGUUUGGAGCAGAUGGUGGAUCCGGCAAUUAAAAGAACAUUCUCAUCUAAAGCUCUUUCUCGUUAUGCUGAUAUCAUUUCUCUAUGCACUCAGCCUGUAAAGGAAUUCAGACCUCCAAUGUCUGAAAUUGUGGACUCUCUUGUAUCUUUUAUGCGAAGGCUCAAUGUUUCAAAGAGUGCUGGUGGUGUAGCUGAUGGAACUGAACUUGACCCAUUUGAGAGAUCUUUUCGUACAACCACCUCCCGCUUUAUGCCUUCACCAUCAUUGAGCUAUGUAUCUGUUUGAUGAACUACUCACACAGUCAUACAGAUGUUAUGUACUCUGCAAAUUGGUGGACAUUAACGCAAUAGGAAUGUUAGUUGAUCUCUAUUCUAUUUUUUUCUCUAUCCUCUUACGAAGAACAAAAUACUUGUUUGUACAAAGUUACUGCAUGAAUUAGAUUGAAUUUCACCUCUGAAAAGGUUCAUAUUGUACAAAGUCGGUGUUAUUUUUGGACAGUUGAAAUGGGGUUUGCAUACUAAUUUGAGUAAUAUUCAAUAACAUAUUGAAUGUCUUUCGUUUGCAACGGCUAAGGUGGAAUUUCCACUGUGUCAUUUUACAACUUCAUCGUGAGAAAGUAUUUUGUGAGUGUGUAAUAAUAGGUUACAAACGGUAAUGAAAGAAGGAAUAUAACUCGCAAAUAUGUGGAACCUACUUAGUUUAUCCAU
Molecule: messenger RNA, 2333 nt
Organism: Medicago truncatula (barrel medic)
Lineage: Eukaryota; Viridiplantae; Streptophyta; Magnoliopsida; Fabales; Fabaceae
Product: protein STRUBBELIG-RECEPTOR FAMILY 2
Exons: 10
Coding region: 400-1911 (503 amino acids)
Biological process (GO): protein phosphorylation
Molecular function (GO): protein kinase activity; ATP binding
Source: RefSeq, a predicted model, not a curated record